Theileria equi strain WA is the source of this 567-nucleotide messenger RNA. RefSeq lists its product as uncharacterized. The coding region runs from base 1 to 567 and encodes 188 amino acids. The record is from RefSeq and is a predicted model, not a curated record. Lineage: Eukaryota; Apicomplexa; Aconoidasida; Piroplasmida; Theileriidae. The transcript has a single exon.
AUGGGUGAGACUUGGCAGGAUGCGCUUUAUCGGAGGUAUGGGUACAAAUCGCAGGGCAUCGUAAUCCCAAAACCGCCAGAGAGGGACAAGGAGCACGAAUGCGACGACGAAAGGCUGAGGAAGCUACUCCCUGAACGUUACUUUGGCAAAAGUGCCUUUGGAUGGUCAGACAGUGCCUCUGACGCUUCCCAGAGGAAAAGGGCUGGUCUAGUGCUAGUCGCAAUCUCGCUGGCCGUCAUGGGCUUUGUGGGUUACAUGAGCUUCCACUGCUACAAGGCGUCCUGCAACGACUGUCUGGAGCACCUGGAAAAGUACAGCAACAAGUCUGGAGCUGGGCAUGUCACGAAAAUCGUCGGGGAGCACCUGCCCAGGAAGCUCGUGCUUUAUCUGGAGAACAUGAACCGCGUGGAGUGCCACUGCUCAGUUUGCAUUUACAACUUUUUCUGGAACGCAGAGACGCAUUUUGAAAAGUGCUACUACUCGCUACUGGUCUUCAAUACGUUUCUAGCGUUCCUAAUGGCCAGAGUUGUCUGGUGGUUGGCAUUUAUACGUUUCAAGCAUUUGUGA